Messenger RNA from Amoebophrya sp. A25, 2360 nucleotides. The record is from the annotation of a GenBank genome assembly. Lineage: Eukaryota; Dinophyceae; Syndiniales; Amoebophryaceae.
GGAAGAAGCAGGUCCAGCAGGUAGUGGCACAGGUGGAGGUCUGAAUCAAGGACCUCCUGUGGAGAUAUCCGCUAUAGGACUUGUAGGACUAGGAAAUCAGCAACGACAUCUCAUCGGACGAAGAGACACGUUUAUGCGGGUUGACACACGCUGCUCUGGAGUGAGCGGGAUUCUUAGCAGUUCAGCUUCAUCAAGAACACCUGCUUCUACUUCAUCCUCUUCUUCCAGCAAUGGUGGUGGUCCAGUGGUACUAAAGAGAGAAGAUCAAGAUUGUGGCAAUAACAACCAAAACCACAAGCAGAUCCAACGACAAGAGUCGGAAGAAGCGUACUCGUCUAGUCCUCCUGCAAGUUGUAAAGCUGUGGCUAAGUAUAUGUGCUCAAAUUGCUACACCUUAAUUGGAAUGACGUUGCGGGAUGAGCAGAGUACUGAAGAGAGGAAAGAUCAGAGUUCUGCAGAGAGGAAAGAUCAGACUCCUGCAGAGAGGAAAGAUCAAGAUCUCCAAGAUCAAGAUCUCGAAGUCCAAGAACGCAAGGGAGAACAUAAGAGUAAAUUUUUGCUAUCCAUUGGCCUGGUUGUUUCUUCGUCUCCAACAUCUUCAAGUCUCUCUUCCCCGACCAAUGUUAAUGUGCCUACAACCACGACGGCUGGAAAUUUUGGCGCGUUGGCGGUAUCUACCUUCCUCCCGAAUAGCAGCACUCCGCCAGCACCCUCCGCGCCGUGUUGCCGCACCUUCAAUUACGCUUACCCUGAGCAAAGAGCCUGUUGGGCUCAUAUAUUGCGUGCGAGGCAGACGCAAACUAUGCUAAACCGAAAGAUGGAUGAUUAAGGCCCUUGGAGGUUGUUGACAUAUUAUCUAAAACAAAGCAUAUCUAUGACGACCUUUUCAAGGGGAAAGAGGAUAGAUAUGCGACCUAGAUCGGUCAACUUGCAACCCCUAAGAUGAGGUGGAACAAAGGAUUAUGCUCCGACUCAUGUCCGAGAGUGCUCAGGCGAGACAUCUGGCGCGCACUAAUUCAACAUCUGCAUCUUCUAGAAGAUCAUUUGGACUCGGAGGUGGGCGUAUUAAUCGAACUCCUGGUGUACAACAGUCGAGGGCCAACGAAAACACAAGUACAACAACUCUUCUUGGUAAAAAUAUGUCGGGAAACAUCAACGCCAGCAUUGAGCAUCAAACGCUUCCUCCUAACGGGGCAGACGGUGGUGGAUUGAAUGACGUACUUGACGGUGGUUUACUGGAUGAUUUAAGCAGUGACGAGAACGACCUUGUUGUGAGACGGCCUGGUGCGAGAAGACCUUCAUGCAGUAGUAAACCUCCUCCACCAACCGACUUGUUCUAUCGUGGUUCUUGUCUUUGUGGACAUUCCGUUUUUGAGGCGUUCUUGUUUCCACCUGAGAUCCAGCACUGCUAUUGCAGUAUGUGUCGGAGAUUUUCCGGGUCCGCGUUCCAGACGUGGGCACCCACACAGUUUGGCUUCUUCAAGUGGGUGGAGGCGAAAGAUUUGAAAGUUUUGGAGACGUCACGUUACGCCAGUCGACACGUCUGCAAGCGUUGCGGCACGCAUUUGACCAUAAAAUACGACUCCCAACAGGCUUUGUGGCUUGCCAUGGGAGCGUUUGAUUUCGCGCAUGAAAAUAAGUUUCGGAAGGAAAGUCGAGCUGUUGUUCGUAGUGCUUCACCAACGAAGAAACACAGUAGAGACCACCAACCUGCUCAACCUAUUCGACUUCUACCAGCUGAAGAGGAUGAAAAGGACCAAGAGCAAUCCAAUAAAGGACGAGGACAAAUACAAAAUCACGACUACAAGACUCCCUCUAGCCCAGCACUGGAACAAGAAGAUGGUCUUGUGCAACCGGCAGCAAAGAGAAGAAAGCUAUCGACUGCCUCAGCACCCGAUGCUAGUGGUUGGAUCCGCGAUGUAUCCACGGAAGUUGAUAAAAAUAAAAAGACGAUUGGUCAUAUUAACCAAACAACUACAGCAGUUAAAGAGCAGCCUGUUGAUACACAAAUAAGGCAAACUGAAGCAGACAUUGUGAUUGAUCUCACAUCAUCACCAUCACCUGUUCCCGCCACUGACAAGAUUGAAAACGGCCCAACAAAAAGGCGAGUAGAAGUCGUAAAUUAUGAGUUGCCAGUCCCGGAAAUGCUGGAGCGGCCUACUUCUCUUGAGACGGGACCUACAGUAGAGGAUGCGGAGUCUUGGGUGUCUAAUAACAUCGGCAGAGUUUGUCAUAUUUGUGUAGGGUCACGCUCAUUCUACACUCAGAUUCCAUCAGAUAACUUUGAAAAGAAAAUUUACGCUGGUUGAUGAUUUCGAUUUCCACCAUCUUCAACAAAUGAAACAAGAACAAGGCAUGGC